Messenger RNA from Hyposmocoma kahamanoa, 1581 nucleotides. RefSeq names its product neuropeptide F receptor (gene NPFR). The coding region runs from base 89 to 1285 and encodes 398 amino acids. Gene Ontology annotation, biological process: G protein-coupled receptor signaling pathway. Lineage: Eukaryota; Metazoa; Arthropoda; Insecta; Lepidoptera; Cosmopterigidae. Gene Ontology annotation, molecular function: neuropeptide Y receptor activity. The transcript is spliced from 4 exons. The record is from RefSeq and is a predicted model, not a curated record. Gene Ontology annotation, cellular component: membrane.
CCGUUUUUGAAGUCGGUUAACAAAAUAGUGAAUACGGUUGACUAGACGACAAAAAACAAUGUUUAAAUGUGCGUGAGAGAGUUCGACGAUGAGAGGGUUGAAGGUCACGUUAGUGACUGUAUUCGUAUACUUUACGGCAGCUGUCGGUGAGGAUAUUUUCUUGAGGGCAGAAGCAAGCAUGAACCUGACAUUAAAUGAUUCAGCAAAAUGGCUAAUCGAAGCAUCAAAAGGCAUACAGAACCCAAAUGUACUUCUGGACAAAUUCUCCCAAAACAGAAAAGUGGACGACCCAAUAAGAGCUAUACUCAUGACGUUCUAUGGUAUCCUGGUAGUCAUCGGUGCUGUGGGCAACGCUCUCGUUGUUAUUUCUGUAGUAAGAAAACCAAUAAUGAGGACAGCGCGUAACAUGUUCAUCGCGAAUCUUGCAGUUUCUGAUGCCCUGGUAUGCUGCGUUGGUACUCCCCUAACUUUGAUGGAGCUGUUAACCAAGCAUUGGCCUUUGCCUGAUUGGCCCAGUCUGUGUAAGGCCUGUGGAGCAAUACAGGCCAUUUCUAUAUUCGUUUCUACGAUUUCUAUUACAGCUAUAGCUCUGGAUAGAUAUCAGCUCAUCGUGUACCCUACUCGACCUAGUCUUCAGACAAUGGGAGCCUUAACUACAAUGUUAAUAAUAUGGAUCACAGCAUUCGCCUUAGCAUCACCUCUCUACAUCUUUAGAAGUCUCAAAACGCACCAACUUGGUUUAGAAGGCAUGGAAUCCUUGAGCUUCUGUAUAGAAGACUGGCCUAUUGCGAAUGGUCGAGCUAUUUAUUCGAUAUUCAGUCUUAUCUUUCAAUACUUACUACCAGUGUUAGUAGUAGUUGUAGCCCAUAUACAAAUACACAGAAGAUUAAGAGGAAGGCGGAGGGCUACAAGAAAAACACCAGCUAUCCUCAUAGCCAUUGCUGUUACAUACGUUGUAAGUUGGCUGCCGCUAAAUGUGUUCAACUUAGUAGCAGACAUGAGUACGGAACCUUUAUUCGAUGAAGAUUCCGUGACAGUAACAUAUGCUAUAUGCCAUAUGUUUGGAAUGUCAAGUGCUGUAUCUAAUCCGCUUCUUUACGGUUGGUUAAAUGAUAAUUUCCGUAAAGAGUUUGAAGAAAUUUUGUGUUGUCGCAAAAAUUCCCAGUUAAGGAAGAGUGCAAGAGCUAAAGGCAGAAAGAUGGAUACAGAAGUGACUGCUUUGGCGCAACUGGAACACACAGUAACAGCUAACAUAAAAACGUCGCAAUGUUCUCAGAUUUUCUGACUAAAGUCUUGUUUCAAAUAGCAUGAAGUGAAUUUGGAGUUGCAAAGCCUUUGAAUUUCUUCAUUGGGUGACUUUUCUGUGUUUUAAAUGCAGUGUUAACUGGUAGUUUAUUGUGUAAUCAUAUUUACCGUAAGUGUGUAAGGUUUCUAAACUAAUUUAUUUAGACUAUCAGAUACCUUGUAUUUAUUUAUUUAUAAGUAACAUUAUAGAAAUCUGAUAUCGAUUGAAAUGUUGUAUUUGUUAUUUAUAUAUAGAACAAAAUUAUGAUAGGUAUUAAGAUAUUGAACCAAAGAAUU